Messenger RNA from Ahaetulla prasina, 22381 nucleotides. RefSeq names its product spectrin repeat containing nuclear envelope protein 2 (gene SYNE2). Gene Ontology annotation, cellular component: membrane. NCBI's taxonomy places the organism in Eukaryota, Metazoa, Chordata, Lepidosauria, Squamata, Colubridae. The transcript is spliced from 115 exons. Bases 292 to 20598 code for a protein of 6768 amino acids. Gene Ontology annotation, molecular function: protein binding. The record is from RefSeq and is a predicted model, not a curated record.
CCCGGCGGCUUUGGGGCGGAGUUUGCGCUCCCGAGGGAACGGCGAGGGCGUCGAAGACCAAAGCCCCAUCCUGCGAGGAGGGAGACGGAUCCGAGCGGGGCCGCCCAGAGACCUUUCCCCUCUCUUGUCUUGUCCUCGCUCCCUCCCCUUCCAGCUCAUCGUCCAUCUCCCGUCCCGUCCCCCUCCCCACAGCUCAUCUGGAUCUAGGAUCGCAGCGCGCGCGCCGAAAAGUUUCCAUCUUCCAGUUUGGCCACUGAAAUGAACUUACAGUGAUUGCUUGCCCAGAAAAGCAUGGAACCUCUUAAAACUUCAUUGGUAUCUGAAGAACAACCUUCUACAGAGAUUGAUGAUCGUCAUUAUUCAUUGCAAGCUGAGCAAGAGGAUACUCAAAAAAGAACUUUCACAAGCUGGGUGAACUCACAGCUAGAAAAGCAUCCAUCACCUUCUCUUAUCUCGGACUUGUAUUCAGACAUUGGGAAGGGACAUGUGCUUUUGGAUCUGCUGGAGGUCCUUUCCGGACAACAACUGCCACGUGAAAAGGGAUCGAAUACUUUCCAGUGCAGAAGCAACAUUGAAAACGCCUUAACCUUCCUGAAGAAUAGAUCACUCAAACUUAUAAACAUCCAUGUUGCUGAUAUCAUAGAAGGAAAACCAUCUAUCGUGCUUGGUCUCAUAUGGAUCAUUAUAUUGCAUUUUCAUAUUGAAGAAUUAGCCAAGGCUCUUCCUUGUGGAUAUAGCCAUUCAUCUCUGGACAGUCCAAGCCCUGUGGAUUUAUCACCAGCAGCAAGCCCAACAGCUAGAACUAAUGUAAAAGCAAAGGAACGAUGGAAGAUAUCAGCGAAGAAGGCUGUCCUACUGUGGGCUAAGGAACAGUGUGACAAGCAUGGGUCUAUCAGCGUUGCAGAUUUCAAAUCCAGUUGGAGAAAUGGAUUGGCUUUCUUAGCCAUCAUCCAUGCAUUAAGGCCAGGCUUGGUUGAUGUGGAAAAAGCAAAAGAGAGAUCAAACAAGGAGAAUCUGAGAGAGGCGUUUCAAAUAGCAGAGAAGGAACUCAGUAUACCCCGACUGCUUGAACCUGAAGAUGUUGAUGUCACCAGUCCAGAUGAAAAAUCCAUCAUGACUUAUGUGGCUCAGUUUCUCCAGUAUUUUAAAAGUUUACCUGUGGCUGAAGAUAGAAUGCAGGGAAAAAUCAAAGAGACCUUGAGCUGGCUCAGUGCUCAGGAAUGCAAGUUAACAAAGUUGCUGACUGAGCUAGAGAAUGCAUCCUUCUACAGGAAGUUUGAAGCAAUGCUAUCGUUUACAGAAGCAUUUAAUGAAGAAAAAAAAGCCUUCAUUCCCAUUCUGGAAUCUAAAAGAAAAGGGUCAGAGCUGAAUGAAGAUUACUUGGAGAUGAAGGAAGCAUGGGAUAACCUAUCCUAUCAGAUGACUGAAUGGAAAGCAAAGCUGGACAAUAUGUUACCUCCAUCUCUAGAAGCCACUGAGGCUUGGCUGAAAGAAACAGAGCAGCAUCUGGCACACAAUCGACCCAUUUCUCAAGAUCAUGUGAAAGCAACAGCUGCCCUUGAAGAAAAAUUAAAAGCUGUACAGAAUUUGAUGGAAAGUUUUCAAUCACAUUUGGAAACCUUUCAGUCCUUUGACAAUAGAGAUAAUGCUGGAAUGCUGGUAGUUCCACCUCAGAAGCUGGAAGAAAUGAGAAAAAGGUUCAGCAAAGUUCAACUUGAAAAUUUCAGCAUUAUUGCGGAAUACUACUGCUCAUCCAGCUCAGCUGUCUUCAAUGAACUGACAUCUAAAUUGAACAUCUGGAACAUCAAGUUUGGAACCAAGGAGACUGUGGAGUUAUUGCUAUUAGAUUGGCAUAACUUUAUCGAAGAAAAAAGUUUUCUUGGUCAACUAGACACUGCAUUACAAAUAUGUGAAGCACAGAAGAACAAAAUGCUAAAGGCUCCUAAUUUGGAAAUUAAUCCUGAAGAAACAGUUAAAUUGUUUAAGAUGACAGAAGUUCAGAUUUCCAAGUGCAGAGAGUACAUUAACAAUGUGAACGACACCUUAAAAAAAAAUUUAUCGUCUUGGACCAUCUAUACGGAGAACAUCCAGUUGCUAAAAUCUUGGCUGGAAGAGACUCGAAAAGACCAUCUUAAGAAGAUCUCCCCAGAAAUUUUGGCAGCCUGGAAUUCACGGCAUGGUUCUUUGAAUGAAGCUGGAAACUUUUUGAUUGAAUCCAGCAAUGCAGAAGUGGGAUCAGCUGUUUCUGGAGAAUUGAAAAAAUUGAACAGAAAAUGGGCCAAACUUAUAAAGAAGACAAAGUUUGAAAUGAAAUUGUUAGUAACAGAUAACAAUGGAAAUGUUGAGACUUCUAGGAAAUUCAAUCCAGACGUGUUUAACAAUCCAGUGCAACCGUCAAAGGAACUUCCUAAAAUGUGCUCUGAAAAGGCAGAGAUUGCUCCCAUUAGCCUUCAGACAGAUCCAUGUACACCAGAUGAGUUCUUCUCAGAAGAUGAGGACAAGCUAAACUUUGAAAAAGCUUAUAAGGAACUUGAAACAAUUGUUCUACAAGCUAUGCAUCUUGUAGGCCAAAAGACAAUUUCUGAAGAACCACAUUCAAAAUACGAAGAGGCUUUUAGCAUCUUGGAUACUAACAUUCUUAGCAAGUUUUUGAAAGCAGCAGAACAAUUGAAAAGCAUUUUAUCGGCUCAUGAAAAGGCACUGGUGGAGGAAAGGAGCAAAGAUGUUUGUGAGAGAUGGGAGGCUGCUCGCUGUGAAAUCAUGUCCUAUAUUCACCUGAAAUUGAAAAUUGAAAGAGAGAAGUUCAAUAAGACUUUUUCAAAUCUCAAUAAGCAGAUAAAUAAAGAGAAGAAACUGCUCAAUGCUGGGAAAACCAAAGGCCUUAUUGAGGAGCACGAGGCCUUCUUUUCUCAGCAAGGUAGCCUGGGUGAGCUUAAUACUUGCUUACAAGCUUUGAAAACCAUGAGUGAUAAAAUAACCAAAGUGGAAAAGGAGUCCAAAAUAAAGCUGCCAAUUGCAGAAUAUGAGCAAAAGAAAAAAGAACUUCAACAAUGCGCAGCAACUAUUUACAAUGAACUGGUAUCUAGGACUGGCGAUGACCAUUCACCUGAGAAAGGAGAGUUUACACCUGCAUCAGUCAAUGAAGAGAAGGUAUCAUCUCAGAAUCCUGAAGCUGAAAAGGAUUCAGAAGAUGUUUCUUGUAUAAAUUUGGAACCAGAAAAGGAAUUUCAAAAUGGCAAACACCAUGCAGAAAAAUUGGAAAGUGGUGGAGACUUGGCCUUAAAAAAGUUAAAAGAAAGCUAUGACACAGCAAGACAUAAUCUGAAACUUCACCUAAAGAGCAUCAGAGAGACUAUAACUCCGUCUUUAACCGAUGAUGUGAGAAACAUUUCUUCCCUUCAGAAGAAAUUACAAAUACUGGAAGCUUUAGAUCGUAAAGGUGAUUCUUCCUGGAAACUGUUUGAUUCUGUGGCUUCACAGUUAGUGAAGUUCUCAUGUGAGAUGGACUUGGAAGAUUUGCACAAAGAAUGGGAUGAGCUCCAGUUUGCUUUAGAUAAAAGGAUGGAAUCUUUAAAGGCUGCUUUGGCCCAUGUUAUGCCAAUAGAAAACGAGUGGGUCUUACUCUGCAGAUCAGAAGAACAGCUUUGUAAAAGAGACAUUCCACGUUAUGUGAUGAGUAAAACUGAUCUUCUGUACAAGAAAGUGAAGAAAAUUCAGGCAUCUAUAUUAAAUUGUAUUGAACAAUGCAACAGCCAAGAACAAAAGAGCCCUGCAGGAUGGACAAUUGACCAAAGAGAUCGGCAGGCCAUUGGUUUAAUAAUCAGCGAGUAUAAAAUACGGUUAGAAGAAAUGAGUCAAAAGAUACAAGCUAUUGAAACAGUUUUGCAAGAUUUUGAAAGUUUUCUGGCUUCCCUGAGACAUAUUCAAUGUUCUAUGGAUGCUUCUACAUCGCUGAGCUCGUCUCCACAGUCAAUGCAGGAGGUUUCUCACAUGGAGAAAGAGGCCAAAACUCUAGAUGAGAAAUUGAAGCAACUUCAUAUCUAUUUUGUAGAGGCUGAAAGCGGUGAAAAAAAGAUGAGCUGUGAAGAGUUGGUAGCAGCUCUACUUGUAAAGGAAAACCCCUGUAUUGAUUCUGAAGCAACUCAGAAUCAAAAGACUGAAGAAUUUUCCUUGAGGAAUAAUGAGCUGUUUAAAAAUCUUCAAGAUAUAUAUGAUUCAAUCAGUGUGAUAGGUUUAAGGGACCCAACAAUUCCUGCUAUUUCGCAAAGGUUGAAGUUGCUUGAUGAACUGUGGAAGAAGCUGGAUCGCUGUGCUCCAGAAAUGAAAGCCUUGAAUGAGAUUAGUCAAUUUUCCCAGUUGCCAAAAGCCCAGGACAAUGAAGUCAGUCAGCAGUGGAGAUUUACCCAGGACCUAUGGAAGAAAACUAAACUUGCAAUUACUGAAAAGCGUGAGUAUUGUAAAAGCACAAUGGAACUCUUGAAGCAAUAUCAAAGCUGCAAAACCUGUUUGACUAGCAUUAUUCUGAAGCAAGAAAAUGCCCUAUCACAGCAAGCCUCUUACAUGGGAAAAGAAAACCUGCAGAAGAUAAUUGCUAAGGUCAACAUGGCAAAGGAAGAAUUUAACAGUUACUCUGAAGAUGUUGAUAGAUUAAACCAAAUGUGCAAAAAUCUUCAGUCUCAAGUGAACAAAAUGAAGAGUUUUGAGGAGCCCCCAUUUGAGAAUGAGGCUAAUGCUAUUGUGGACCGAUGGCUGGAUAUCAAUGAACGGACUGAAAGCUAUUGUGAAAACUUGGAAAGAGCUCUGGCUUUAUGGGACAAGCUUCUUAACACAUCCAGUUUGAUUGACGAAUGGUCAGAUGCAGUGCAGAAGACCUUAGAUGAUGGGAACGUGACUGAAAAGGAAUUGGAAGAACUGGAGGCUGAUGUCCUUUUCCAAGAAAAAAAGUUAGAGGAAUUUGAUACACAGGUGGAUGAAAUUCAGGAUCUUCUUAACGGCAGUGAACCCCCACUUGAACUACAGGUUAUUAAAUCUUCUCUUUUGAACAAAAUGGAGCUAAUAAGAAAGCAUUUACCAAAUAAAUCAGAACCCACUGAAGUCAAUGGCAGUACAACAAAGCUGAAAGGAGACCUUGAUCUUGCCAAGACUCAAAUUGGAAUGACAGAAUCACUUCUGGAAGCUUUAUCUCCCUCUGAUCCCUUGGAGAUUUUUACAAAAUUGGAGGAAAUACAUCAGAAGAUUCUUCAUCAAAAACAACAUGUGAAAUUGCUUCAGAAAGGGACAGGCUAUCUGAACCCUGAUGUUAUUGAAUUAAAGAAGCUGCUGACAAGUAUCACUGAUUUAUUUAAUUCAAAAAAACAAACAUUUCAGGAUUACUUUACAACUCUCUUGAACCACCAGUGUAAGCAUUUUGAUGAUUGGUUCAGCAAUCUCCAGAUCUGUCUGGAAGAGUGUUUUGACUCCCCUGAAACAAAAGAGAUGGCGGAAAAGAAAAUUCAUCAACUAAUGAGUUUCCUACAUAUUGAAGACAAAGGCAAUGAUAUUGAUGAGGUGAAGACUGUUUUGAACCAGGUGAAAAACUAUUUGCCCAAAGCAAAUGUCUAUCAGUUGAGUAACUGGGUGAGGGACCAAGAAGUGGAAUUGCAAAGAGUAAUUUCCAAAUGUCAGGCACGAAAAAUUGAGCUUCAUUACUUUCUUCAACAGUUUGCUAGGCUUGAAAAGGACUUUAAGAGUCUGCAGAAGUGGCUAAGAACUCAAGAAGAAAAAUGGCAACAAGUUCAAAAAGAGAAGACAGAACUUGAACAUUUUUAUCAAAUUCUACUCAAACAAAGGGAGUGGUUUGAUUCUUUUGAUUGCCGAGCAAAUUAUUUGAAAAACUCAGGAUUUUUCAAUGAUGAAGCAGUUCUAAAACCUGCCCAGUUUGUCUGUAAAUACAAGAGGUUGGUUAAUCAUGUACAGAAAAUCCUUGGAGUUUCUGAGAUGUAUUGUAUAGAAAGAAAGCAUUUUGAAGAACUUGUCAGGAACAUGUUUUGCUGGGUGGAAAUUCUAAAAAAGCCUGUCUUGGAGAUGAGUGCUGAAGAAUCUGAGAUAUCACUGGAAGAAAGGUUACUCAAAAUCAAGGAGAUUGCUUUGUUGAAAGAAGAAGGCAAUGCUAAAUUGCAAACUAUCAUAUCUGUUGGAGAACAUUUGAAGUGUGACGAUAAGAGCAAGAACCUAGCUAUUGAGCAGAUAGUUUCUGAUGUCCAAAAGAAGUGGGACUCCACUAUUCAUCUGGUUAUUGGCUGUCUGAAGGACCAGGAACAACUCCAGCAUCAAAUGGAACAUGUGAAGCAGACAGAAGAUGCCAUCAAAGCACUGUUUUAUGAAGUAGAGAAGCAGAAGCAAGGAUUAAACGUUGAUAUUCAUCCCAAUUCACAGCAAGGGCAAAGUCAGCUAAACAAUUAUUCUGCACUUCUGAAAGAAAUUGAAGGCCUAAUGUUUCUCUUAAAUGAACUAACAAGGCAACGCAGUUCUUUGGAGACAUGCACUAAUAGCUUCAGUGCAGAAUCAUUGAUGGCUUUACAGCAUCUCUACCAAUGUCUUCUUAGCCGAUUACAGAAUACAACAAAGCUCUUGGAAGGCAGUGUUGAGGGGCACCAGCAGUGUGAAGAGUUGACAACACUGUUGAUAACUUCUCUAGAGGAUUUGUGGGAGCCUGUGGGUGCAGAGCAAAACCAGGUGCAGUAUGAUAUUCUUUGUCAAGUUGAAGACAGACUACAAGAGGUUGUUGCUCUAAUGGACUCCAUCAGUUUGGAACAGACAUGUAUGAAGGAUGAGAUAGAUGCACCCCAAAUUAAGCUGAAGCACCUUAAAAUUAAAUAUGGACUUGAGCAUGAGACUGAGGACAUCCACAGUGAUAUACUCAAACAUAAAAAGGAGAUGGAUAAUGAAACAACAAACAGAGAGAAACUGGAAAAUUCCUUCAGAGUGAAAAAUCAAUUGGACAGAGAAGCUCCAGAAUUGUUUCCAGAAUGGUUGAUACAUAAAGUACAAUUACCAAGCUGCUUAGCACUUGUAUCGGAGGAGAGAGCAGCUGCAGUUACUGGGCAGGAAUUGAAAGGCAAUUUGAUGGAAGCCCACAAUUUCCAAAGUUCAGCAAGCGAGUGUGCAAAGCAGUGGCAGAAAUCAGAGCAAAUACUGGCAGAUGAUUAUCCCAAUGAAUCUCCGCAACAGCAGCAUGGCUAUCAAAAGAAAUUGCAAGCAACAUGUGCCUGGUCAGAAAUGCCUCAAACCAUUUUGCCAUUAAUGAACGGAAAGGUAAUGGAGGCUGACCCUACUCCUUUGUCCAUUAUACAUCCAUCUCCGGAAAGCAAGCAGGGUUAUCUUGAAGACCAAACAAUUGCCGAGUGUGCUGAGCUGGAAAAAAAGAUCAACGAAGUGAAAAUGUGGACUGCAGAGUUAGAUAUUGUAUUAAUGAAAGAUCAACUGAGAGAGAUAGAGGAUUUGUGUCUGCAGCUAGGAAAGAAGAAAGCUCAAGCUUUGUCAGUGUGGUCAGAACACACAACAGUGGCAGAAGGAAGUCAGCCAAAGCACCAGGGCGCCCACAGUGUGAUUUCUUCCAGUUGGGACAGACUCCUGCAAGAAUUAAUGGCUGCUAAAGAGGCCAAGCAGAAUCAGUUUAAUUUAGUCAAUCGCUACCACAAAUGUCUUGCUACUGUUCAGUCUUCAAUGAAACAUUUAUUAGCAGAAAAAGAAAACAUAUAUACAAGGGGACCUGUGGAAGACACAGUUCUUCUAGAGAAUUUGAACAAAUUGUUGGCUUCUCUACAAAAAGAAAAUAGUCUUUUAGACAAGCUGAGAAUUGAACAAGAAAAUCUAUCUAGACAUCUAUCCACUCUGGACAGAGAAUUAGUACAAAGCCAGGUGAAUCAAGCAGAGCAGUGGUGGAAACAAAUGGGGGAUUGUCUUCAAAAGAAACAGUGCUGUGUUGCAGCAGAAGUGGAUGAGUUUAAGCUUUUCAUGGACAAAGCACAGGAACUCCAAAGAUGUUUGCAACAGCAACAUGAUUUGCAAACAGGCCUGAGUGCUCCUGGUACAGAAGAGCAUCCAUGCCCUAUCUCGAUUCCCUUAGAACUGCGCAUCCUUAAGCGAAACAUUUCUUUGUUAAAAAGAAAUGCAGAAGUACAGAUGAAAAGAAUGUGGAGCAAUCCAGGAAAAACAGCCUUAGAGAACACAAUAAACUAUCUUCAGAGCCAGGUAGAAGAAUUGGAGCAAAUGACCCCUAAAGAGAAUGUCCAGAUAACUGACAGUCAUUCCCGGACAUGUGAAAUAAGAAAAGAGAUAGAAGAUGCCAUUUUGGGGAACAAAAUUUUAAUGCACCAUCUUGAUGAGAGGGCAGCACUCUUUCCAGAUGAUCUCCUCUCACAAAUUAAAUGUUGUAAGGCUGUAAUCAGCGAUGCUAAAGAAAAAGAGCCAACUUUUAUAAGGCUAGCAGAUGAAGCCCAGCAUGUUGCUUCUCACAUGCCAUCAAAGGAGGAUUCUGCACUUAGCAUCCUUUCACAUGAGUUGCAAACUGGUUACCAAUUCCUUAUUUUGAAAUCAUCUCAGAAGUUACAGCAGCUGGAAUCUCAGCUUGGAAAAAGAGACAAACUUUUUGCAAAUAUAGAGAAAUUUGAAGCACAACUUCAAAAAAUCAUGGCAGCGUCUAGCUUAGAUAUUGAUAAAGCAAAUAUAAAGUCUGAGUUUGACCACAUGCAGAAUCUUUUACAAAAGACUCCCAAGAAGAUCCAGGAGAUGGAAGCCCUUCUGGAUGCAAACUGCAACGAUUCAUCUGAAGGAUUAAAUGCUUUUGAGCAACUGUUUUUAAACGAUUGUUUGAAAUGUCUGAGAAAUAGAGCAAAGAGGGUCCAUAGGGUAAUUCAAAUUAAGGGUUGUUUAGUAGAACACAAAAUGGGUGCCUAUAAAAAAUUCUCAGAAGAGAUAAAGGCCUUACAGCAGGAUCUUAGCAAUCUUCAUUUUGAUGAGCUGGAACUAAGUUCAGAGGAACUACUGUCUAAGAGUCAAGUGAUAAAAGAUAAAGUGAAUAUGUUUAAAGACAGAACUUUAGCCAUCGAGUCACGUUUAUCAUACCUGGAUCAAUACCAGGAGAUUUGGAAAUGGCUGGACCCAAAAUGGGAUACAUUACCACUUGAUGAACUGAAAGAUCAGUUCUGCAAAGCAAAGGAUAACCUUGACAAGAGAGGUAAAUGUCUGAAGAAUUUAUUUGCAGAAUAUGACAGGCAUCAAAUAGUCCUAAGUGAGAUUGAGGCUAUAAUAUCUAGUAUUCAGAAAGAAUGUGGUGAUUUAAAAGAUCUUACCAGUUCUCCUGAAGCCAGUCUGAUAUCAGGAAAAAAAUUGAUGUGGAGAGUUGAACAUGCUAAAUAUAUAACUCAAGAAGCAUUCAAGCUAUUCAAGAAAAAUAAGUCAUUUAGUGCCUCUCUCAAAAAGGCCAACAUGAAACAAAUAAAGUCCUUAGAUGCAAAAAUAGAUGGGCUGGAACAAAUGAUCUGUUCUAUGAUAGUUGCUAAUCAAGAAAUAUUCAAGUACAAACAAGGUUUCCAGAGUAAGCUGGGCCAUAGUUUAAGGACUUUAAAGCAAAUUCAGUCUGAGCUCCAGCAGCCUGUCCUACUUGACUUGAAAAUUCAAAUGAUUCCCUAUGAAAUGAUGUAUUGCAAAGUGCUUAAAGGUGCUAUAGAGGCAGAAAUCCGGGCUGCUGAAGAUAUAAUUAAAGAGAAAUCAUCUACAAAACAAACAUGUCUCCAUUCUGAGAGUUUAGAUAAAGAAAUAGAGGAAUUCCAAAACCUGAAAAUACAACUGAAAGCAGACUUUGCUAAACACACAGAAGCUUUAGAUGAAGCUUUUAAAAUGGUGAAGCUUUACAACAAAGCUGUCGAAAAAUCUGCAGAUCUCCUCCAUCAGUGUGAAGCCUUUCUUUCUACGCCACUGCUUGAUUUACCUAAACUAGAAGAAUCUCAUCUUGACUUUGCCAAGAACCAAGAAGAAUCCGAGUUUGCAAUGGCUGAAGUGGAGGCAUUAACUUGCUCUCUGAAAAAGUCAAUUAAAUCAAAAGCCAGACUGCAGGUGGAGAAAGUACUUGAUGAUUUAACUGCUAGGAAUUUGAGAAUAAAAGAGCAGAGCCAAAACAGAAAUUCUUACAUACAGAGGUAUAUGGAAAAAUACCACAGUUUCAGAAACUCCAAAGAGAGGAUAUGUGUUGAGCUUAACAAUGCAGAAAAAGUGCUUUGGAAGUACUACAUUCCAGUAUCUUACAAAGAAUCUUUAGAGCAUUCAGAACAAAACAAGAUGCUGUUGUCCCAAUUACUUUCAACCAAAGAGGAGCUAAUGAAUUUGAGGCGAGACGCACAGUUUCUAAGCUUCAUGUGCAAAGAAAACGAUGGAGUGUUGAUUGUACCCAUUGUAUCAAUGUUGUGGCUGAAGUGGCUCUAUUUGUUCAAUAUCGCAAAAGAACGGGAGGGCAAAUGUGAAGAACAGAACCAAGAAUGGAAAUCUGUCAGUGAAGAAUUGGAACGAGAAGCAAUUAUUCUAGACAGCCUUCAAGAAGAGCUGCCUGAGAGCAUCCAAGACAAACAGCAAGCAACCAAAGAAGAACUGGAAGAAUUUCUGGAAUCCGUAAGCAACUAUAUAGAAAAUGUGGAUACUGAGAAGUUGUUGCUACGUUUAAUACUUUGCCGAUUAAGGAACAUUCUGAGUGUCCCUGGGAGUUUGUCUGGAAAGGAAAGCCUUCCUAUUGUCUGUGAAAUUCAAAACAUGCAGCAACGAACAGAAGAGCUCUGUCAAAAGGCUCAAACAGAAAAAGAGGCCGUGCAGUCUGAGAUGGUAUACCGGACCAAGUGCAGUGAAGAACUGAAAGCUAUGAAGACUUCGUUUCAGGGCAUCAUAUCCCAACUCUGUGACAUAGAUUUGGAAACCCCUAAUGAAAAGGCAUUGAAACUUGAGGAGAUUCAGAGAGUAGUUGAUAGCAAGAAACAAAUCCUGGACAACCUACAAAUCAAGUUCACUGAAAUAUAUAGAAUAGUCCCAGUUGGUAUUGAAGAGCAUUUGGAAGACUGCAAGGGAAUGUUACAUGAUGUGGAAGAAAAGGUCAGCACAGAAUUCCUGAAAAAUUCCCCUCACUACAGUACAGAGAAAAAAAUAGAAGACAUUAACAAAGGCUUGCAAGCUGUUAAAAAUAUGUUACAUCAAAAGAGCGAGAACAUUUCAAAAGCAAAAGAAGUUCAGAAGAGAAUCUGGGAUUUGCUAGAUCUUUGGCAUUAUAAAAUGAAUGAACUGGAUUCAGAGGUUCAAGAUAUAGUGGAGCAAGAUCCCCACCAGGCUCAAGAAUUGAUGGACCGCUGGAUGAUACCUCUGCAACAAUACCAACAUGUUUCACAGCAUGCUGAACGUAGAACUACAGACCUGAACAGGGCUGCUAGCAAGUUGGAAGAAUGUGAUGAGCUCCUGAAAAGCAUUCAGGUUUGGCUUGAAAGCACCAACCGCCUAUUAACAGAGGAAGUAAAAAGCGAUUCUGCAAAAGCUUUGAAUAAACAUGUCAGUGCGCUUGAGAUGGCAUUAGAAGAUUCAGAACAAAAGCAAAGUAUUCUUGGUGCCAUUUCCCCAGAACUGAAAGAAUUAUCCCCUUUAAUUGAAACUGACAGUAUGGUGCAGGAAUUGACAGAAGUAAAUGAGCAAGUUAAAGCCUUACAGCAAAAGAUAAUGGAAAUUCUUCCAUGUAUCCAGGACUUGGCUGAUGAUGUUGAAGCUAUUGAAUCUGAAGUGAAAACAAUGGAGAAGGACAUAGAAAAAAUGAAGACUAUAUUAUCCCCCUCUGAAGACACACUUGACUUUUCUCCUAAGGAGCAUCUUACACAUUGUAAGGUUAUAUUGGCUCACAUCUGCCCCAUGAAGACGGCUCUGGCUGAAAUGCAAUCCUAUAAAGCAAAAUUGAGAUCGACUGACAUGAGAAUGCAACCUCUUUCAGUAUUCCAAAGAACUAAACAGCUUUUGAAAGAGCUGAAGGUUCUAGAAAGACUCACAGAGAAACAGAACACUCUACUUGAGCCAAUUGUAAAAGAGAUGGAAGAAUUUGAGCAACAAAUUGACUUCCUAAAGCAAAGCCAAUUCCCAAAGAGUAAUUUAGAUGAAUUGUCCACAGAAAAUCUAUGGCCUGUUCAAGACCCCGCCUUCUUCAAGGAUGAGGAGGUGGAAAGAGUAAAGCAGCAGAUUGCCCUAUUAUGCCAACAGAAAGAGGAUAUUCUAACAGCUAUGAAGAAUGCCUUGGUGGAACUUCAUCAGAAUCAAGAACCACCGGAAGCUGAGGACAGUGACUUAGAAUCACCAGAGGAAAAUGGAAGUGCUGUUGAGUUGCAGCCCAAAAAGCGAAGCUCCCUGGCUUUUUUACCUUCCUUGGUUGAGGAAGCAGAAGACAGUUCAUUCCACAAUGAAGAGGUGGAUACUGAUACCACAAAGACCAUGUCCAGUGAAGAUUCUCUUGACAUUCCAACCAAGGGCAAAUCUUCCACCCAACUCACCAACCUUCCCGAGUGCUUAUGGAGAUCGCUGAGCAACACAAAGGCAACCAAGGACACAGUUAAGUCUGACUCCGAGCCGGCUCAGGUCCUCCAUGUAUGCCAGACUCAGAUUGCUGAGCUGGAGCUGUGGCUCGAUCAAGUUAAAGAGUCUGUAGGAUCAGAAGCCCAGAUCUGCCAAAUGCAGCAGUCGGUGGAGCAGCAUCUAGCUGCAUGCCAGGUGAUGUUAACAGAAAUUGAACAGAAAGUCAUGUGGCUAUUGGAGGAGUGCAAAGGCAUGUCCACUACCAAUAGCUCAGGCCUCGAACAAGAAACAGAGAACCUCUCCUUGAACCUUAAAAAUGUGAAGUGCAAGUUGGUAAAAGUCCAGCGCAUGCUCCAAGAGAAACACACAGAAGAACAGUUACUUCAUUUGGAUUCCUCUACUUCAUUUCCAAAUGGGACCUCAGAGAGAGCUCUGUUCAUUAGACCAAACGGUUUUCAGCAUAAACAGGAACUGCUGCUAAAGCUGUCUGAGCAAGACAAUCUCAUUGACUUCCUAGAAGUGUACAUGGAAAAAAUUCAGCCUCAACCUACACCCAACACAGUUCUGGAUCUACAAACAAGCAAUGAGGCAGUAAACUCAGGAAAUGAGCCUCUUGGUUUGACUCCAAAGGACCAAACAGGUGAUAAGUGGCAAUAUUUACAAGAAGAACUGCUACUCAAGAAGAAUGCUCCUCAUUGUCAAUUGGAUGAACUUCAGAUCUCUACCAAAAUAAAUAUUCUGCCCUUGGGUGCUACAUCAAGUGUGAGAACUCCAACCAUCGAGGAACUAAAGACAUACACAGCACAGCUUGACAAUCUAAGCCAGGAAGCUUCUACUCAGGUACAGGAAAAUGAAACAAGAGAAAAUGCAUUAAGUCUGGAUGGGAAACUCUUUGAGUUGUUUCUGGCAAUCAGCCGCUGCCUGAACAACAUGGAGCAGAUGUUGGGCACCUGUGUACUCUCCAGUGAAGAAGCUCCUGUACAGCAAGUGCUUUAUGAGACUCUUUCUGCAGAGCUACAGAAACUUCACACAGAUAUUGGAGAUAAGAAGGACGAUCUUCUGAAGUCCAUCACUUCCGCCGGUGGGAAUUCUGAGAGAUUCUCCCAGUGUCUUAGCAACUUGCAGGCAUGGCUCCAAUUGACCCAAACAGCUGCUGCUUCUAGAAGCGAGUCUAUGAAAACUGAAAUGGACCAUUAUAUCAGUUAUCAGAAUGAAAUCAGGCACUUGUAUGAUGCGUUGAUUGAGAAAAAAUCCUCAUUGCAACAAUUUUUCAGUGAAAUGAGUGGGCAUAAUAUUUCUAAGCAAUUCCAGCUGAUGGAUGUCUUUGAAUCGGAACUGCAAAAUUUCGAGACACAGGCAGCUAAACUAAGAGAUCAUGGAGAAAGAGUUCAUUUGCCAGUUGCUGUAACCCACGACGUGAAUAAACUAGAGGAGGUGUUGGAUGACCUCUGGGAGUUCCUAAGAGUCAAACAGAAGGAACUAAGUUCUUCAUUCAUUAAGGAACAACAGUGUGAAACUUUGUUACAAGGAUUUGCAGAGCUCAUAGAUCUUGGGGAAAAGAAGCUUGUUUCAAAGCUGAAAAUUACCAGUCGGUCUGAUUUAGAUUUACAUUUGCAAAAUCAUAAGAGCUUUUUCUGUAAACUGAAUGGCCAUAUGCUUCUUGUACAAAAAGUGGCAGCUUCAAUAUUACAAAACAGGGAGAAAUACUGGAAGGAUAUGGUAGAGAAGAGCAAAUCAUUGGAAGAACAAGCUAUUCAACAAGGAACCCAUUUGGAAAAGGUUUUACAGGACUGGAUGGCAUUUGAUGAGAACUACGUUUCAUUCUUCCAAAAGCUGGAGGCAAUUUCACCCACGGUGCCUUUUGUGGCUUUAGUGGAAGAGACAGAAGAAAGAGUAAUGGAAAGGACCCAGCUCCUCCAGGAAAUCCAAAAGAACCUUGAAGGGGAACAGGCUAGAUAUUAUGAAAUAGUGAAAGAAGGGAAGAAUUUGACAGAACUUCUGAGCUGCCCUGAAGUGCAAUCCAAGAUUGAGAAGCUAGAAAGUCAGUGGGCAUCUUUUUCCCAAAGAGUUGACCAUGAACUACAAAGACUUGAGACAUUGCACAAACUCUUGUCCAGUUACAACAAAGACUCAAAGGAGCUCAAUGUCUGGUUGGAAUCUGCUCAGCAAAAUGUGAACUAUUGGAAGGAGCAGUCUCUCAAUGCAUCUCAGGACCAGAAUACUGUCAGGAACCAUAUUCAAAGUUUGCUUGAAUUCUCUAAAGAAGUUGAUGAUAAAUCUUCCUUGAAAUCUUCCGUCAUAAGUACCGGAAAUCAGCUGUUGCUUAUUAAGGAAUCUGAUGAUGCAAAGUUGCGCUCAGCUUUGGCAGAGUAUGAGCAGAGAUGGACCGACCUGGUUGUACAAUUACCAGGCAUCCAAGAGAAGUUUCACCAGCUCCAGAUGGCAAAAUUGCCAUCUUAUGAAGCCAUCACAGAACUGAAUGCCUGGAUGAAUUGCAUAGAUCAGCAAAGAAGAGAUGAGGUUGUAAUUGAUUUGCAAAGUUCUGCCAGCUUGAAAGACCUUCUUAGGAGGUACAAGGAAUAUGUGAUGGAAAUGAACUUUAAACAAUGGAUAGUUGAUUAUGUGAACCAGUCACUACUACAGUUGACACCUUGUGAUGUUGAAAGCAAGCGUUACGAGAGGACGUCAUUUGCAGAAUGUCUCGGGGAAUUGAAUAUGAAUUGGCACCAAUUGCAAGGGACUCUGAAUGAAAAGAUAAAGGAGUUGGAGCACAUUUUGGAAUCUGUUGUUAAAAAUGAAAACAAAGCACAAUCUUUGGGCAGCUGGCUAGAAGCACAAAGCAGAAGGCUAAAACAUUUGAAGAGCCCAGCAAGUUCUAUUCUUGCACAAGGCACAUUAAAGGACUGCAAGGUGUUAGAAAAUCAGCUUGCUGUGAAGUCUAAGGAAGUGGAUCAACUGAAAAAUUGUUUCACAGCUUCGAAGGAUUGUGCUGAUACUGCCAAGAAAGUAGGGUUCACAACCACCGAUUUGGCUGAAAUGAGAUCUAGCGUUAUCAAUCAGGUUGCCCAGCUGAAGUCUUCUACAGAAUCUGCUUUAGAAUACUGGAAGACUUACGAUGAAGUUUGGGAUGAAAUCAGGCUGAUGCUUGCAAAUGCUGUGUAUUUCCUGGAGCAUAGCAAGAAUCCUUUCAUUACAAUGAAGUCACUGAAAAAGCAAGUGGAAGAUCUCCAGUCUCUUCAAGAUAAAGCUGAGGGAAACAAAGAAAUCUGGGCUAGGCUCCAGACUGCUGUUGAUAACCUGAAGAAAGUGUGUGAUCCCUCCUUCUCAGAGAUUAUUGAGCAAAAACACGAAGAGGCACGCACAAGGUGGCUAUUGACAAACAAAAAUAUUGAAGAGAAACUACAAAAAGCUCAUGCACAUUUGCACUUGUGGGAAUUCUAUACAGAGGUUUCAGCAAAACUAGACAAAUACGAAGAACAGUAUGAUUCCCAGUUGAUGCCUGAUACACUUUCAAGCUGCACAAUGGAUUUUCUUAAGGAGAAGGCAGAGAAUAUAAAAAGACUGCAGUUUGGCCUUCAAGACAUCAAAGAAUAUUAUCUUCAGGCUUCUGAAUCAGGCGAUACUAGUAUAACUCAGUUGGCUGAACCAGAAACACAGAACCUUCUCCAGGAGAAACCCCAGCCACUUCAAAGGAUCUCCUACCUGGAAAAGAUGCUACAGAUGAAAGCAGAUGUUUAUCAAUAUGGUCUUUCACAACUGGAGAAUUUUGGGAAUUCCUUGGAAAAAUUGGAAAAUCAUGUUAAAAUUUCCACAGAAAUACUGGAGAAUUCAUGUGAAAACAGUAAAAAUUUGGAGCUACUCAUGAGCCAGUUAUUGAGUCUCGCAUCUUUGUCUCCUGAAAUGGAGAGAUUGAAUGAAAUCAGCUUUAGAUUGCCACUCUGUGACUUCACUGUAAAGAGAUUACAAAAUCUUAAUCGGCAGUGGACACAGAAAACAGCUCUAGUUCUCGAGCAAUGCAGUGAACUGCAGAAGCAUCAAUCUGAUGACAAGAAAUUUCUUCAGCAAUGUCAGAAUUGGGUGCAGUUUCUAGAGAAAAUGAAAGAGACCCUGAAACAGAAUAUGCCGGGUACACUUGAGAAGCUGCAAGAACAGCAGAAAGAAUAUGAGGUAUUGCAAACAGAGAUUUCCAUUAAUCAGCAAAUUUUCAGUUGUCUUGUGUCAAAAGCUCUAAAUAGGUUGGAAUCAGGAGAAGCAGAAAGCAGAACUGAGUUUAUCUCCAGGCUCACUCUGCUGAAGGAGCAGUGGCAGAGUGUAGUGCGGAUGGCUCAUCGGAAGAAGCGUGACAUUGACAGCCUUGUAAAGCAAUGGCAAAAAUUCACAACCUUACUCCAAGAUCUCACAAAAUUCCUAAUGGACACGAACAGCUACAUAGCUGCCGUGAAGAGCCAGGAGAAGUACCGCUUGGAUCAAAUUAGGAACCUGAAUCACAAGUUCAAGAAUAAGGAAAUACUUCAGAAGAGGUGGCAAACCAGAUAUUCUUUAAUCUUGGAUACUGGGGAAAAGUUACUUGGCACAGUAGCCCCUGAAGCAAAGGCUGCCAUGCAGCUGGAGAUAAACAAGUUGCGAGCUAAUUGGGACAACACACAACUUCAACUGGAGAAGAUUACCAGACAAUUUCAGGGCACCAUACAGACCUGGGAGAACUGUGAAAGGCAAGUGAAGGACCUGGGCCAUGUUUUAGUUGAGCUCAAAGGAAGCAUAAACAAACCUCUUCCUAUAGAACAUGAUGCAUUGCCAGCAACCUUGGAACAAGUAAAGGUGCUGGAGAAAUCACUCACCAACUGGAGCCAAAAUGCAAAAGAACUUGAUGCACAAAAGGUGAAAGUGGCUCAAUUUAUCCUCCCAGAAGAUGUGAUGGUGCUGAGAGAACAAAUUGAACGUUUGCACAGCCAGUGGGAAGAACUCUGUCUCAGAGUUUCUCUGCACAAGCAAGAUAUUGAGGAACAACUCAAUGCCUGGAUUGUGUUCAAUGAAAAAAAUAAGGAGCUGUGUACUUGGCUGAUGCAGAUGGAAGAAAAAGUUCCUCAAUCAGCAGAUAUCAGUAUUGAAGACAUGAUAGAGAAGCUGCAAAAGGAUUACAUGGAGGAAAUCAAUCUGUUUAACGAAAGUGAGCUAGUUCACUUCAAGCAAAUGGGCAAUCAAUUGAUCAAAUCUAGCAACCAAAGUAGAGGGGCUGAAAUUGAAGAGAAACUCAACAAAAUUAAUGACCGCUGGCAACACCUCUUUGAUAUCAUUGGAGGACGAGUGAAGAAGUUGAAAGAUACCUUUGCUUUCAUACAACAGCUGGACAAAAACAUGAGUCAUCUUCAUACAUGGCUGGCACGCAUUGAAUCUGAGCUUUCUAAACCUAUUGUUUAUGACAUCUGUGAUGAUCAAGAAAUACAAAGGAGACUCUCAGAGCAGCAGGACCUGCAACGGGAUAUUGAACAGCACACAGCAGGAGUGGAAUCAGUCUUCAAUAUAUGUGAGAUCUUGCUGCAUGAUUCUGAUGCCUGUGCCAAUGAGACCGAAUGCGAUUCAAUCCAGCAGACAACAAGGAGCUUAGAACGGCGGUGGAGAAACAUCUGUGCCAUGUCUAUAGAGAGGCGGAUGAAGAUUGAGGCAACUUGGCGACUAUGGCAAAAGUUUUUGGAAGAUUACUCUCGUUUUGAAGUUUGGUUGAAAGCAGCAGAGAAAACUGCAGCUUAUCCUAACUCUUCAGAGAUUUUGUAUGUAACAGCCAAGGAAGAGUUGAAGAAAUUUGAAGCAUUUCAGCGGCAAAUUCAUGAGCGACUAACCCAGCUGGAAUUAAUCAAUAAGCAAUAUCGGCGGUUGGCCCGUGAGAAUCGCACUGAUUCAGCUAACAAGCUCAAGCAGAUGGUUUAUGAGGGUAAUCACCGAUGGGACAAUCUUCAGAAACGUGUCACAGCAAUUCUCAGGAGACUUAAGCACUUUACCAAUCAAUGGGAAGAAUUUAUGGGAACAAAGGACAACAUCAUCCUGGUGUGGUUAACAGAAAUGGAUCUUCAGCUGACAAAUGUGGAACAUUUCUCAAAGAGUGAUUUUGAUGACAAAAUGCGGCAGCUUAAUGGUUUCCAGAGGGAAAUAACACUAAAUACCAGUAAAAUUGAACAGUUGACUGCUUCUGGGUUAAAGCUGAUUCAAAAAAGUGAACCAGAAGAUGCCAUUAUACUCGAAGAGGAACUAGAAGAAUUUCGUAGUUACUGCCAGGAAGUGUUUGGCCGAGUAGCCCGAUUCCACCAAAGACUGACAUCCUGGCAUCCAGGACUGGAAGAUGAAAAAGAGUCUUCAGAGAAUGAAGCUGAUUCAGACCAUGCAAGGGGGAUGCAAACUGAUCCUUGGCCAAAGAAGACAGUUCAGGAGGGGCCACCAUCGCAGCAGUCUCUCUGUCACCUCAUACCUUCUUUAGGGGGUCCCGAGAGGUCUGGCUGUGAGACACCUGUCAGCGUUGAUUCCAUUCCACUGGAAUGGGACCACACCGGAGAUGUGGGAGGCUCUUCCUCCCCUGAGGAGGAGGAAGAGGAUUCAUUCUUCAGCGCACUCUCAGAUGUAGAAAUCACUGAACAUCCUGAGGCAUAUCUUAAAAUGACCACAAAAGCUUUGAAAGCAGCUUCUGGGAAAUCUGCUGAAACUCACAUAUGGCAUCCUUCAGAACACCCAGUUUGCCGAAAGCAUUCAUACAACCAGGAAGAGAUGGUUAGAAGUGUCUUAUCAAACAACGAAGAUUCCAGCACAUCCUACAAACCAGGCAAUGUGAAAGCAUUGAGCACUAGGAGCAUGGAUGAUAUAAAAGACAUUUCCGGGAUCUUGCCUAGUAAAGAUUCUCAAGAGAACCAGAACUUCAUUAGUGUUUCAGCCAUAGAGAAACAGCCAGUGACUAUUGAGAGAUGGGAACUCCUUCAAGUUCAAGACCUAAGCAACAAGCUGAGAAUGAAGCAAACGUGGCAGCAGUGGCAACAGCUGAACUCUGACCUUACCAACAUUGAUAUUUGGCUGGAUAAAAUGGAAGAGGAAAUGGAGGGGUUGCAGGAGGAAGAACCACAACCAGUCAACAGCAUUCAGGCCAUAGAGCAGAGAGUCAAGAAACUGAAGGAUAUGGUUAAAGCCUAUAAUAACUACAAGGCCCUUGUACUGUCUGUUAAUCUGACCAGCAAAGAUUUCAAGCAAACAGAUAGCACUGGAUGCAAGGAGCUUCAGAACAGACUUCGACGGGUAAAUUUACGAUGGGAGAAGGCAAAUAUUUCACUGGAAAACUGGAAGAAGAAUUUACAAAAAGCUCUGAUUCAUUGCCAGGAUUUUCAUGAACAGAAUCAGAAACUGCUGCUCUGGCUGGCUGCUGCAGAGACACGGCGGCACCAAGCACAAGUUAAGGAGCCAAAUGCUGAUCCUCAUAGAAUACAGGAAAGUCGAAAGGAAUUAAUGCAACUGGAAAAAGAGCUUCUGGAACGGCAGCUUCAAGUAAAUUCUCUACAGGAAAUUGCUGCAUAUUUGCUUGUCAAGCCUGAUGGAGAAAAAUAUAUUGAAGCUAACGAGAAAGUCCAUGUUAUUGGGAAGAAGCUUAAACAGCUUCUUGAAGGAGUUUCAUGUGACUUAAAGGUCUCGCAAGGGAGACAGGACGUAAAUACAUUUCAGGUGAAUGGGGAAGAAUUGGAUUCUGGAACCUAUCAAUUAUCAGAGAAAUCUCCUGUUUCUAAAAAUAAGGUUGAUGAAAAGGAGAUCCUGCAGAGUAACACCAGGAGCAAUGUUAGGAUGGAGGAGAAGGAAGAGACCAAUUCAUUUGCACCCAAGAAGUCUGCUUUCUUCUGUCGUGUCCUACGAGCAGCAUUCCCUUUACAAUUGUUCCUCCUCCUCUUGUUGUUUUUGGCCUCCUUGAUCCCUGUCUCAGAAGAAGACUACAGCUGUACUCAAACCAACAACUUUGCUCGUUCUUUCUAUCCAAUGCUACGAUAUAUAAAUGGACCUCCACCAACUUAAAGACAUUCAAUUUUUUAAUUAAUAUCUUCAAUGGAGUCUUCUUUUUAUGCUGCUAGAGUUUGUCCAGAAUUUCAGUUUCUUGGUAACUUCAACCAGGGCUUAAGAGGCACCAAUGAGUAACACUGGCAAUAUUAUGCGGAGAUCUCUAUUGCACUCGACAGGAACCAAACUAGGAGGCUUCAGCUAAUCUUCUGAGAACAUGCUAUUGCUUCUUAUCACAAAGAUAAAGAUCUGUUAGCAAUUUCAGUACUUGGAUUGGGUGGGUAAAAGCUGUUAAUUACUUAGAGCUUUGUACAGGAAAGCUGUUUCUAUAUAUUUUCAAACUAUAAGCAAUGUACUUUAUACUCUUUGCACAGUGUGUGAUCAAUCAGUGAUCUUCAUGCCAGAAAGAACCGGUGAACACAAGUGUGUGUUCUUGUUAGUAGUUAAAAUGAUUUCUCUAAUCAAAGAUAAAUGCAUAAUCCCCUAGAAAGAUCUGCUGCAUAAGCCCAAUAGUAACAGGUAGGAGCUAGAGUUGCACAACAGCAUGGCUGCACUAUUCUGUCUUUUCUCUUUGUUUUGGUGAGUCUUGAAGAGAACUUCCUGGUGGAGUGAACCCAUCAUUUUUAAUGUAAAAAAGAAGUCCUUUUUCAGGUGGUAUUUUGCAUGCAGGGAGAUCUCUUUCUGUAUUUGGCUAUUUUAGUGGAAAGAUACUUCAAUUUUAAAAAUAUUUGUUAUACUUUAGAAUUUUAGGAAUCUUACCUAUUCAGUUCAUGAAUAUGUAUGUUUCCAAGACAGAUUUUUAUAGUACUUAGAUUUGUCUACUUUUUCUGAUGUCUCCUUUUGUAUGGUUUUUAUAAAAAGAAAUGAAAAUGCUACAUGUAGGUAGCCUUUAUUGUUUAUAGACUUUUUUAAAAUAAAAAAAAUUAGAGUUGAUUAUCUCAUACACGAACAAAUGGAUUUUGUAGACAUGCGGCUUUUUAAUCAAACCCAUUUAUGUUUAAUUUUCUUUGAAUAACGUACAGUCUAAGUCAAAUGAUUUAUUCAAGGGCAAAAUAAUUCCUGGGCCAAGAGAGCAAUAUGUGCACAGAGAAUAUGGGGCCUUUAUCUUCUUUCUCUUUAUUCUAAGAAUUAGCAUAUGACAUUCCUGGACAAUGAUAAUGGAUUACAGGAAAUUGCAGAUCCAAAUCAGUGGGAGUCUAGUAGCACUUUUUCUGACUUACAAAAUAAGCCCAUGGAAGCUUAUUUAUGUUAUCCCCAAAAGGUGUCACCAAGCUUCUGAUUUUUUGACUACCAUAAAGUAACACCACUCUCCUUCUCCAAUAGAAAUUACAGGGAAUUAACAUGAAUAAAAAUAAAAUACAUGCUGGAUCUUGAAUGGGAGAGGAGGAGGGAAGACCAAAUGGAGAAAGGAGAGGCUUGUCUUAUGGAGACCUACAAUGUGCUUUCCAUACAUAGACAAUUCCUGUUAGCUUUAAUUGAUGCACAGCAUCUCUUCUUGUCAACUGACUACUACCAAAGGGAUUUUUGAAUUGAGAUAUCAAGAGAAGGCCGCUGUUUUCUUGUCACUGCUUCAGGCUUUCUGCAAAUCUCGGCUCAGUAUUUUUUGAAAAUAGAAUGCUGGGUUAGAUGCCUUCCUAACUUUCAAGCAGGAUGCUGCCUCAUCAGUAAAAGAUCACAUUUAAAAUGAAGUGGAAUUCAUCUGAUAGUUAAAAAAAUGCUUUUAUUUAAAUCCAAAUUACACUACUCCUGUGUACCAUUCAAUCAUGUUUUCCUUAUUAAAAUUCUGCUGAUGUUUGCAGUA